AUGAGGUCGCUUCCGUUUGUUCUGGGCUGCCUGUCCGCCCUGCUGGCCCACAGCCCGUUCGCCCAAGCUGCGGACAACAGCUCCGACCCGCUCUCCUCCAAGCAGAUUCUCCAGGGCGCCUUCAAGCCCCCGCAGGUAUUCAAGAACGUUAACCUCGUGCGCAAUGUCAACCUCGAGAAGGCCUACCCGCGCGAAACCAUCAAUGUUGUCAUCGAGAACAUCGACGAGAAGCCCCAGGACGAAUACUACCUGCCCUUCGAGGCCGGCUUGAUUGCGGAAAUAGGCGGCUUGGAGGUCAAGGACAAGAAGGAUGCCGAAAAGCCUGCCUUCGACGUCGAGGUCGUCGAGUUCGAUGCCUACAGCCCGACCGAGUUCUACCGCAUUCGCCUUCCUCAGCCCCUCAAGCCUUCCGAGCAGCAAACCCUUAGCAUUUCCUACUCCGUUCUCGCCGCAUUGAAGCCGCGCCCCGCCGCCAUUGAGCAGCGCGACAAGCAAUACGUCGAGUACAGCUUCAGCGCCUAUGUGCCCUCGGCCUACACCACCCUGAAGCAGAAGACGAAGCUCAAGUUCCCCAACGCCGACAUCCCCGACUACACCGUCCUGCCCUCUCCGAACGCCGACAAUGCCGAGGAUCCCACGAAGCAGGGCUCCAGCUUCACCUACGGUCCCUACAACGAAAUUCCCGCUGGCGCCCAGGAGCCCGUCAGCGUCCGCUACGAAUUCACCAAGCCGCUGACCCAUGCUACCCGCCUGGAGCGCGACCUGGAAGUUAGUCACUGGGGUGGUAACCUGGCCGCUGAGGAGCGCUACUGGUUGACCAAUCGUGGUGCCUCGCUGAAGAACCACUUCUCGCGUGUUCAGUGGCAGAUGACCGUCUACGCCAGCCCGCCCACCUCGGCUCUCAGCGCCCUGAAGAUGCCUCUCCAGGCCGGCUCUGUCGAUGCUUAUUUCACCGAUGACAUCGGCAACGUGUCCACCAGCCGCUUCAGGGCCACUCCGCGCGAGUCUAACCUUGAGAUUAGGCCCCGCUACCCCGUUUUCGGUGGCUGGAACUACAGCUUCAGGGUCGGAUGGAACGGCGACCUGAAGUCUUACCUGAGGAAGCUGCAGACGGGUGACAGCUACAUCCUCAAGGUUCCUUUCCUCGAGGGCCCCAAGAACAGCGAGGGUAUUGAGUACGAGCGCGUUGACCUUCGCGUCAUCCUUCCUGAGGGCGCCAAGAACGUCAAGUUCGAGACCACUGUCCCCAUCAUUUCCAAUGAGACGACUCUGCACCGCACCUUCAUGGACACUGUCGGCCGCACCACGCUCCACCUCAGUGCCUUGAACCUCAACGACGAGUGGAGGGGCCGGGACCUUAUCGUCACUUACGAUUACGCCUUCAUUGAGGCUUUCCGUAAGCCCAUCACCAUCACUUUGGGCAUGUUCGCCGUCUUUGCUGCCGCUUGGGUGCUAGGAAGCAUCGAUACAAGCAUCGGAGCUAAGAAGAAGGUCAAGGCGUAA
Lasiodiplodia theobromae is the source of this 1503-nucleotide messenger RNA. Its product is annotated as Dolichyl-diphosphooligosaccharide--protein glycosyltransferase subunit 1. Gene Ontology annotation, cellular component: oligosaccharyltransferase complex; membrane. NCBI's taxonomy places the organism in Eukaryota, Fungi, Ascomycota, Dothideomycetes, Botryosphaeriales, Botryosphaeriaceae. The record is from RefSeq and is a predicted model, not a curated record. The transcript has 4 exons. Bases 1 to 1503 code for a protein of 500 amino acids.